Messenger RNA from Ramularia collo-cygni, 1350 nucleotides. Its product is annotated as related to RTT103 Regulator of Ty1 Transposition. NCBI's taxonomy places the organism in Eukaryota, Fungi, Ascomycota, Dothideomycetes, Mycosphaerellales, Mycosphaerellaceae. Bases 1 to 1350 code for a protein of 449 amino acids. Gene Ontology annotation, cellular component: RNA polymerase II, holoenzyme. The record is from RefSeq and is a predicted model, not a curated record. The transcript has a single exon. Gene Ontology annotation, biological process: mRNA 3'-end processing. Gene Ontology annotation, molecular function: RNA polymerase II C-terminal domain binding.
AUGUCCUACUCCGACGACGCGGUCCGCGCCAAACUGUCGUCGCUGAGCGAAACGCAAGAAUCCAUCGUGACGGUCGCGCAAUGGAUCAUGUUCCACCGGCGACACGCCGACCGCACCGCUUCCCUCUGGCUCGAACGGCUGCGCGACAGUUCCUCRGCCGCCAAACGCCUCAAUMUCAUCUACCUCGCCAAUGAAGUGGUGCAACAAUCGCGGGCCCGCUCCAAGCAGGACUUCCUCGUCGCCUUUGAGCCUCUGAUCGCCGAUGCCACCGCCCUCGCCUACAAGGGAAGUAGCCAGGACAUGCAGGGGAAGUUGCGAAGGGUCGUCGAGGUGUGGAGACAGAGGAACAUCUUCAAUGGACACGUGCAGACGUUGUUGGAGGGCCGAUUGGAUGAGGUGGACCAGACAAAAUCGUCGACGCGAGGAGGAGGAGGAUUGGGUGGAGGAAGAUUGGGAGGCAGUUUGUUUGGCGGCAACUCCUCCUCCUCCGCACGUGUCGCUCCGGAGGUGGAGAAGAUCAAUCAGUCGCAGAUGAAGAGUAACAAGGCCUCCGCUGCCCUCGCCGCUCCUCUCAACACGGCCAAGACGGAAUACGCCAAGAUGACGGACCCUAACACUCCCGUCCCCAGUGCUCCCGUCCGAGCGGCCAAGUUGCGCGGUUUGGUCAAGGAUCUGCUGGCGGCCCAGGGUGCCGUCGAGGCCAGUAUCGAGGCGAGGAGGGAGUUGAUCCAAGAUUUGGAGAAGUUGGUCAAGAGCAAUCAGGGGAAAUUGGCCGACGACGAGAGCACCGCCAGUGCGCUGCGCUCACAAGCCCAAGGAAUGGAUGCCAUGGUUCGCGAUGUCGAGGACAGUAUCAUGCGUGGCCAGGAUACUCCCACGCCGGGAAUGGAUGCGAGUGCGAAUAGCACAAAUGAUUGGAGUCAGAGACCCGAGACCGAAGGCUUCACCCCACCGCCCCCUGAUGUCGAAGCCUUCACUCCUCCUCCUCCUGCAACUAGUAACGACACGAAUGGCGACCACACAGAACCUCCCAUUCCGGAAGACCCUCCCUCAUACCUUUCCCAAUCAAUCUCCCAACCAUCAACAACAACAAUCGAACCCUCACCAACUCUAGACCUCCAAGCCAUCCUCCGUUCCGCUGCAGGCGAAUCUCCCCAUCAAGCGCCAGCACAAAAUAACGACAACUCCUCCUCCUCCUCCUCCUUCUCCAGCGAUCCACGCCUCAAACGCAGAAAACUCAGCCACAAGACUUCGGCCGGCGCAAUGGACGAUGACUUUAUGAAUGCGGGAGGCUUGGGGGUGGAUGAGGAUGGAAUUAGUGCCAUGCUGGGCGGAGGAGGAGGACAGUAG